Molecule: messenger RNA, 615 nt
Organism: Rotaria sordida
Lineage: Eukaryota; Metazoa; Rotifera; Eurotatoria; Philodinida; Philodinidae
Source: the annotation of a GenBank genome assembly
AUGUCAAUAUUAUAUAAAUUAUUCUUUAUAUUAAUAUUAUAUAAAUUAUCUAUAAAUGGUUAUCCAUCAAGUUAUUGCAUACAUUUUGAUACAAAUGUAAAAGAUUCAAAAAAUCCAAUAAUAAUAAAUAUAACACAAAGUUGGUCACCAAUUGGAGCAAAUCAUUUAUAUGAUAUAAUUAAUUCAAAUUUUUAUUCUCUUCCAUCAGCUUUUUUUCGUGUUGUUCCAAAUUUUGUUGUUCAAUUUGGAAUAAGUGGUGAUCCAAUACAAAAUAUCAUUUGGAAUCAACCGAUUCAAGAUGAUCCAGUUAAAAUGUCAAAUAUAAAAGGUACACUUUCAUAUGCAACAGCUGGCCCAAAUACUCGUACAACUCAAUUAUUUAUUAAUUAUGUUGAUAAUCCACGUUUAGAUUCUUUAGGCUUCUCACCUUUAGGAAUUGUCACAACUGGUUUUGACACAGCUCUUGCUAUUUUUAAUCCAACACCAGGUAGUAGUGAUGGUGUCGAUCAAGAUCAAUAUUCUGAAAAAGGAAAUCAAUGGAUUAUUGAUAAUUAUCCUCAAAUUAAUUUUAUUGAAAAAGUUUCAAUUAUUGAUCAUUGUCCAUUUACAAAUUAG